AUGCCCGCCGCCGCGCCGCCGCCGCCCUUGCACCCCGCGCCGGGCCACAGGGGCUCCUGCGGCUGCCCUUACCCCCACCACCCGGAGCCGCGAGGAUUUUUUGAUCAUACUAUAAAUUGUAUAAGCGCAGGCAUAACUGAGAGGAGGCUACAAGGUACUUGCCCGCCAAUUGGCCGUGGACAUUUUGGAAAACCAUUCUUUGGUACCAAUUGUUACAAUUCUCCAUUUAUAAACUCCCGGACUGGUUUCCAUACUAUUCACUCAGAGAACAGUCCAGUAAAGCCAAGGAUUGUCACUGUAGUAAAACCUUGUGGUCACACAGUAAGGAAGAUAACGUUGCUUCUAAAUCGGCGUUCUGUUCAGUCGUUUGAACAGCUAAUCGCUGACAUAUCAGAAGCUCUGGGAUUUCCGCGCUGGAAGAAUGACCGUGUGCGAAAACUAUACAAUUUAAAGGGAAGGGAAAUCAGAAGCAUUUCUGACUUCUUUAGAGAAGGUGAUGCAUUCAUAGCUAUGGGGAAGGAGCAACUAACCUUGAAGAACCUUGAAGUAGCAAUCCAAGAACUUUAUCCUGAAAACCCUUAUGCUCCUGCUGCUGGAACUACUCUUACUGCAACCACACAGGACUGGGAGCAACCCCAAAAGCCCAAGAACAGGUUCUAUGAAAAGACUUCCAGGACAGAAAAUGGUCUUGAGCCUAUAAUGGCCAAGAACUGCGUGGAACCCUUGUCUCCUAAACUGAUAAACAGGCAUGAAGUAAAAGCUCAAACCAAGGUCAGGCAAGAGGAGAAGGUGAGAAGCAAAAAGAAAUGGUCCAGAGACAGCUGGAAUGGAGAGCAGGAUGCGAAGCCUUUGAGAAAAGCUAGAGAAACUGAAAGGUAUUUUGACCAGGAGAGAUACCCUGAAAGCACCGCAGGGGAGAGCUCAGACAUGAUAGUUCGAUGCGAGAAAUGCCAAAGAGAGAGGCAAAUCCGGCAAAGACUGCAGAAAGAGAGACCAGCCGAUCUUCCGUUUGACAACAGGGAUGUGAAUAUGAAACUGUGUCCAAGAUACCAUGUGGAAAAGACUGUGAAACUGCGAAACUGCCGGAGAUUGUCUGAAAACUCAGCAGAAGAAGGGGAAACGAUGUGGAGCGAUGCUGGUUGUCCGAGUACGUGGACAGCCUCACAAAGCCAUGCCCCUGAAGAGCUGGAGAAGCCAAAGAGGAGUGUUGAGAGGCAGCAGACCCUGCAAAGCCAUGAGAAUCAUGACAAAGAACUAGGGAAGGUAAAGAUGAGGCCAAUAGAAAACCAGCGCACCAUCGUAGGAGAUGCUUAUGAACUGAAAAAAGAGCACAGAAAAUGUUCUAGAGUGAAUCAAAGCUGUUGGUUGCUAAAGGGUUCUGAAAUGGAGGCAGAUAAACUGCCAAAAAUCCAGGGGAAGAGAGAAGAAGUACGGAAGUCAAAAGAGGAAACGGUGGGAGGAGAAGAGAAGGUGGGACAUGGAGAAGGUGAACAAGCGAGGCAUGAAAAGGAGGGAGAAGUCAAAGGCAAAGAAGAAGAGAACAGUUCAAACAGGACCAGUGAUAAGAGGCUGAAGCAUAAUGUCCAGAGCAGAGCAGAUGUGGAGAAGUGCUAUGAAAUUGGCAGGACCAUUGGAGACGGCAACUUUGCCAUUGUGAUGGAGUGCUGCCACCGCAGCAGCAAUCAGACGUAUGCCAUGAAGAUCAUUGAUAAGUCAAAGCUGAAAGGGAAGGAAGACAUGCUGGAAAAUGAAAUUGUGAUCAUCAGGAGUCUGUCGCACCCCAACAUCGUCAGCCUAAUGGAAGUAUUUGAAACGGAGGCAGAGAUCUAUCUAAUCAUGGAGUACAUUCCUGGUGGAGACCUGUUUGAUGCCAUCAUUGAAAGUGUGAAAUUCACAGAGCGCGAUGCCGCUCUCAUGAUGACUGACUUGUGUGGCGCUCUGGUUUAUAUUCAUGGGAAGAACAUCGUCCAUAGAGAUCUCAAACCAGAAAAUCUUCUAGUUCAACGCAAUCCAGAUAAAACGACAACGUUGAAACUAGCAGAUUUUGGCCUUGCGAAGCAGGUGACCAAGCCUAUAUUUACUGUGUGUGGAACUCCGACUUACGUUGCCCCUGAAAUACUUGCUGAAAAUGGCUAUGGACUAGAAGUGGACAUGUGGGCCACUGGUGUAAUACUCUAUAUCUUGCUUUGUGGUUUCCCCCCUUUCCGGAGUCAUGAACGAGAUCAAGAGGAGCUGUUCCAAAUCAUACAGCUUGGGCAUUAUGAAUUUCUCUCACCAUACUGGGACAACAUUUCAGCCGCUGCGAAAGACCUGAUAAGCAGACUCCUUGUGGUGGAUCCUCAAAAGCGUUACACUGCGCCGCAGGUUCUUCAGCAUCUGUGGAUCCAGACCGCUGGAAAAAACAGCAGCAGAAACCUACAGAGAGAGGUGACCCUCAAUCUUGAGCGCCACUUUCGGAGCCAGCGCAAGAAAGAAGCGACCAGUGAAGAUUCAUAAAGAGCGGGUCCAAACAUAGGUCAUUUGAGAAAUGAGUCCACUGUGCAAGUGUAUAGUC
Messenger RNA from Euleptes europaea (tarantolino), 2554 nucleotides. It is a transcript of the gene DCLK3, whose product is annotated as doublecortin like kinase 3. The record is from RefSeq and is a predicted model, not a curated record. Gene Ontology annotation, biological process: intracellular signal transduction; protein phosphorylation. The transcript has 5 exons. Bases 1 to 2496 code for a protein of 831 amino acids. Gene Ontology annotation, molecular function: protein kinase activity; ATP binding. Lineage: Eukaryota; Metazoa; Chordata; Lepidosauria; Squamata; Sphaerodactylidae.